AUGUCGGAGCGGCAGGCAGCCGGGGGGCCGGCGGGCCGCGCCGGGGAGAGCCCGGGAGUGGAGGGGAGCCAGGCGGCCGCCUCAGAGAAUGAAGAUCUAGAAAACACCAAGGUGACCUCUCUAGUGGCUUCUGCCUCUGAUCCAGAGUCCCAUUCCUCACCCUACAGGCCACAGACGGUAUCUCGAGCGAGUGAGGAUGCCACCGAAGAUCUGCGAAAGACAGCUGGUGCCUUGGAGGCGCAGGCCUUGGUGGAGCAGGAAUCGCUGCCUGCAGACCAGACCCAGGUCCUCAACAAGAUGGCCAAGUACCAAGUUCCACAAAGGUCCGGGGACAUCGUUAUGAUCCAGUCUGAGCACACAGGAGCUAUAGAUAUCCUUUCAGCUGAUUUGGAAUCUGCAGAUCUCCUGGGGGAUCACAGGAAAGUGUCCCCACCUCUGAUGGCUCCUCCGUGCAUCUGGACCUUUACCAAGAUGAAGGAAUUCAAAAGCAAGCUGGGCAAAGAGAAGAACAGCCGUCUGGUGGUGAAGCGGGGUGAGGUGGUGACCAUCCGGGUACCUACCCAUCCAGAGGGGAAGCGUGUUUGCUGGGAGUUUGCGACUGAUGACUAUGACAUUGGCUUUGGAGUUUAUUUUGACUGGACCCCUGUAACCAGCACUGACAUAACUGUGCAGGUCAGUGAUUCCAGUGAGGAUGAGGAUGAAGAUGAAGAAGAGGAGGAAGAGAUUGAAGACCCUGUCCCAGUUGGAGACGUAGAGAGAGGCUCCAGGAGCUCCCUUCGAGGUCGCUAUGGGGAAGUCAUGCCGGUGUACCGGCGAGACAGCCACCGGGACGUGCAGGCUGGCAGCCACGACUACCCUGGCGAGGGCAUCUACCUGCUCAAGUUUGACAACUCCUACUCCCUGCUCCGCAACAAGACUCUCUACUUCCACAUCUACUACACUAGCUGAAGGCCCGCCGGGACAGGAGGCAGGCGGGUAUUUGCUGGCUGGAGCAGGCUGCCAGCUGGUGCCUCUCGUUUUGGAUAGGCAAGAGCUAAAAGUUGAGCGUGAGGCUUCUGACCCUCACAUCCUGCCUGGCAUGCCUGACUGUUGACCCCAUGUAGCUUUUCCCCCUUCUCGGCUUCUGCAGGUGGUGGUGUAGUGCUCCUGUUCUGUGGUCCUUGACUCACGCUCCUCUUGCUUCAGACUCCGGCCACGUCCCUCCGUGAAGGAGCCCAUUGGGCAAAAGCCUAAAGGGUAGUUGGGUGUUGUCUUUUAAAAAUAGGCUUGUUUUGGUACGAGGUAUUAUUCCAGUUGCUGCUCUCUCCUCUCCCACAUCCUAUAUUGCAGAUGUGUUUAGUGGCACCCAGUCUUCAUCUUUUGAAAGUGCUGGAAGAGGAAAAACACAUUGUCCAUGAAGGAACCCAGUGUUUUGGAUGGAGAAAGCUCUGUCCAGCCUCUCACCACUGCCAUAUUCCCGCCUGCUGGUUCUUCUUGGUCUAUAGCACAGGCCGGGAGCCCUCACUGCCUUUGGAGGGGUGUUAGUAGUCCAGAUUGUUCGACUCUGCCUCGUGCCCUCCUCUUGCCUUUCCCACGCCUGUGUCCUUGCCCUCACAGCAAGAAUAUCCAUGCAGUCUAAGUGACGAUCACGUAGUCUAAGAUCCAGAGGGGAGAAACUGCCUCCAUCACUUCCUGCUUCAAGAGGUAGUGUCCCUUAGCAAGGGUGCUGGCAAUUGAAGGGGAAAGGGUGGAAAUUAGGUACUAGAUUGAUCUCAGAAUCCACAUCUUUGCAAGUCAAAUGUUACUGAAUUAUUAUUUUUUGUAUAAUCAAAGAAGGGGUAUAAUCUGAGAGACAAGGUUAAAAAACAAAAACCACUCCAGAUUCCCCACCACUCUUUUUUAUCUCGAGGGUAGGAAUGUUAUUUAGUAAUUUUUCUUCAGAAACAAUCUGACUUCAAGUUUCUGGAUUUAGGUUUCUUGCAUUGAGGGCUUAAAGCUUUUGGUGUUCGAAGUCUCUUAGAAAAGGUGGUAAUGAAACUUCACUGUUGCUGCUGAUGGGAUUUGUCUUUACCAGCCAAAGCUUGCAUUUUCCGGGUCACAGCCUUCCCACUGUAUUAGUCCUGAGGCCCAGGAGUGCCACGGGAGGAUAGGGGAGCUUCAGUCAGCAGCCAAAGCAGUGGGGUGGCUGGGCCUCGGGCAGAGAGGGGACCACUGUGGUUAUCUGUACCUCCUUGUUUCUUAUUCCUUGUGUUGAGUCUGUUACUGCCUUAGAAUUUUGAGGAAUGAUUCAAUUUAUUUAUUACUUUAUUUAUUUUUUGGCACAUUUCAUUUUUGCCUCUGAGAUACUUUCCAUCUGUUUCUUAGAAGGCUUCUGUCUGCUCUGAGCCAUUUAGGCCUCCUCUUCUGUGGAGUGAGAUGAUGAUUUUAGGAGAAGCUGCGAAGUGAUAAUUCCCUUCCUGCAGGUCAGUCCUAGGAUACUUUGGGAGGACUCUGCCCUUCUGGGGUGGACGAUGCCACCCUUCCCCAGGAUUCCCUGUGAGGAAUUCCAGGCCGUGAGGGGCCCUGCCCAUUCACCCAGGAUUAAGUGCAGGGGAGUUGACUUGCCAAUCAGGGAUAUCCUAUGAUUCUGGGAUUUCGAAGUCCUUUGCCUGCUCUGAGGAGUACUCUUCCUCAUGAUGUUUCCUUUGGCUCAUCCCUUUCUUGUGCAGGUGUCUGACACCAAACCUGUCCUCCCUACAGGAGCAGGAACUCGAUCAGGGCUCCUUACGGUAUCACCUGUGUCACCAACAAAGGGCCGUACAGCCUGUACCUUCUCUUCCCCUGGGAGCGAAGCCCCAAGGAGGGUAGGAUGUUGUGGACCGAACAGCAUCACACCACCAUUGUUUUAUAUUUCAGUGCGUUUUGUAGAGGAUUACACUGGCCAGCGUUUAUCUACCUUGUAAGAAAUUAGAAAUGAUUUUAGGGACUAUCUGUUUGGGCAGCAAAAAGCGAACUCGCUGCACAUCAUCUAAUCCUGAGAUAAACGGAGCGAGCACUCUUUCAGCAUGAAGUUGAAUCCUGCCUUAGCUAAUUGAGUCUAAUCUUUAUAAAAUAAUUUUCUACCGAGCUGUUCCCCAGUCAGCUAAAGCCUUGCUUAUUUUUCCUGUUUAUUAUUAACUUCUGGCUUUCUCUUAAAAUGGAGCUGUCAGGCCCUAGCAAGCUCCCUGGGACAACAAACACUCUUUAUUUUUGCCAUGAGCGUCUCUGUACUUACUUUCUUUGGCAUCCUGGUUCUGGUGCAUCAGGGAAGCCUGAGGGACCUGUUCCUGUCACCUCCAUGUGCCUCUUUUUGUCUGGUCACUUUUGAAAUCCUGGACAUUGUUACAUUUCACCCUGCACUGGCGUUUCUUUGCUCCAUUAGCACAAAAUGGCUAAAAAGAUAUUUUCGCUAACCAUUUACUCUUCUCCUAUUAAAUUUCUGCAAUCAUUGAACUGUAGGGACCAAAUAUUAUUUGUGGAAGCACAUGUAAUUACUGAGAACUUCAUAGCCCAGCGAAUCCUCAGAGAUCAUCCUUUCCUUAAUCUCUCCCUGUCCAAAUUCUUAAAAGCAAACAAUGAAAUCAAAGUCCUCUGCUUCCCCUGUCACCCUAUUCUCUAGAGCACAAAUAAAUACUAACAAACAAUUCUGAGAAUGCUUUGUAGUGGGAGAGAGAUAGAAAUUCUCUACACACAGUAGCUGACUUCUUAAAUUUCUUCAGUCUGUUUAGCUUGGCCACUCUGUCGAGAGAUGGGGCUUUUAGAAAGGAGGACAUGUUUAAAGUGUUAAUUUUUUCUAACACUUUUUGAUAAAGAAUUUUCAGUAAGCAGAGAACUUAAAAGUAGAGUAAGUGUAACUGUGACGCUGCUCUGGAAAGACUUUAUUCUAAUCUGUUGCUUUAUGACAGGUCCUCAGGACUCCAGAGUUACAACUCAAUCCUCAGACAAUGUAUAGCUUUAUAGUGGGAGUAGGUAACAACCUGAAAUAAGGCCAUUCACGUAUUUUUAAAAUAUUUUUUUAUCUGUUAUUUAGGAAGGGAAACCUCAGACUUUUUAAAAGUACAUAUUGCCCCCUACUACGUGUAUAUGAAAGAGUUAAAUCUGAGAGUUCUCUGUCUUAUGUUAAUCAGUAGGACUCAACAUUAUUGCAAAACUUGCCAGUUAUAGAAAAUAUCUGAGUUUUGAUGUUUUUGAUGAGCCCUAUCCAGUUCCUCUUUGGAACAAUUAGGCAAAAACCCAAAUCCUAAAGUCUGUAUCUUUAUAUUUAUUUUUUAAGACCACUUUUCUGCAAAAUGUUGCCUUUUAACCCCAAAGUAUAUGAUUCUAAGGCAUGGAGUUGAGUGACCCUAACAUUUACAUAAAAGAUGAUUGUUUUAGUGGAGGGAGGGGGAGAGGCGUGAAUGAGUUUUGUGCAGCUUGGGGACUAUCUUUUAAAACUGAUAGUAAGGAAGAAAAAGGGAGUAAAAUGAGGGGAAGAGAGAUAAGCUAUCAAAUGCAUCCCAGAGUUUUGCUCAUAUCCCAAUUUUAUUUAGUUCUUUAGUCUGUAUUUCAUUAGUUGGAACUGUUGUUGAAGUCAGAAGCCUUGCUGGUCCUCAUUAUGGUUGUUGGAGAAACCUCCAAACCCCUUUAGCUGUCUUUCCCAACAGGAUAGACUCUUUCUGAGUAGGUCUUCUCUACCAAGUGUAAUCCCCUGACCCGAGGCUGGAUUUCAUCUCCGUGUUCUCUGGGCCGUGGAGAAGGAUGGUGAAACUAGAAAGAGGCUGGGAGGAGGUGCAGCUGUGUCUUGGCAGCCCCCGUUGGUUUUGACUUGGCCAAGAAAGGGAUGAAAUCAGUUAAUUUUGACCAACAUCACAGAAGGGCCUCAGGCCACAGGCAUAUGUUUGCGAACCAGCUAUGCCCCUGCAGGCUGACCUCCCUGUGAGGUGUAGGAAUCACCAUCUUCUUUAACCUAUGUGGAAUGGUCACACACAUAGCAGUAAGUGGGACAGUUCUCUCUUUAAAGAGCUUCCAUUUGGAAUUUCUCCUGGGUCUAAAAGGUCCACAUCAGCGUCUUUAACUAGUCUCUUUCCACGUAGCCAAAAGGGUAGAA
Molecule: messenger RNA, 5083 nt
Organism: Panthera uncia (snow leopard)
Lineage: Eukaryota; Metazoa; Chordata; Mammalia; Carnivora; Felidae
Gene: TMED8
Product: transmembrane p24 trafficking protein family member 8
Exons: 6
Coding region: 1-948 (315 amino acids)
Source: RefSeq, a predicted model, not a curated record